Molecule: messenger RNA, 807 nt
Organism: Penicillium manginii
Lineage: Eukaryota; Fungi; Ascomycota; Eurotiomycetes; Eurotiales; Aspergillaceae
Exons: 1
Coding region: 1-807 (268 amino acids)
Source: RefSeq, a predicted model, not a curated record
AUGCCUGCCGUGUUAUCAAAGCCGGGCUCACCCAACCCUCUUGGGCUGAGUCCUGUGCAAAAGGCCGAGAUGAUGACCUGCAUACAUACAGCCAUAGAAGACCUGCGAACCGAAAUGAUGCCAAAGGUCAACCAAAAGAAGUUUCAGAGCCAGAGAUCGCAGCCUCCACAGAUCAAUAUUAUUCCUCCAUCUGCUCCCCCUUCCUUUGCACCCACCUCCCCAAUCCUGGAUGCUGACAAGGCGAACGAUUGGCUGACUUCUGAGGUUGGGUACUUCCUCCCUGAUUCUACUCGCGAUGAGCAUGUGCGCAUGGUGAAUGAUGCUCUGUACUUCAGCAAUGUCCUUGCAUUCGUCAGCCACAUUCGGGCCCUGGCUGCCUUCAAGAACGAGAACACCAUCCGUCUGAACAUUUACUCUUGCCUGCGAGGCGAGGCACUGGAAUGGUUCAUCUCCGAGCUCUCGCUGUCCGAGAAAGAGAAGCUCCGACGCUCCUCUCUCGAGGAAGGCUGGAUUGAAAACCUGACCAAACGAUUCAAGACCCCUCCAUCUCACGCCCUGAGAACUCUGAAAAAGUCCAAGUACAACUGGGGCGAUGUUCGAUGCCAGCGGUCCCUUGUCAUGUGGGCUCACAACAUGUUGCGCCGGGCCCAGGAAUCGAUGGAAUACCCACUAGUCUGGCAGCAGGUCCACGCAGUGUGGGACCAGAUUGAGAUUCCUAUCCGAGGAAAUGUCAACGAGCCAUCGUCGGAGACGACUGUUGCGAGCUUCAUGGAAGAACUAGACGCAUGGUACAAUCUGUGGCGCUAG